Molecule: messenger RNA, 321 nt
Organism: Aptenodytes forsteri (emperor penguin)
Lineage: Eukaryota; Metazoa; Chordata; Aves; Sphenisciformes; Spheniscidae
Product: vasotocin-neurophysin VT
Exons: 3
Coding region: 1-321 (106 amino acids)
Cellular component (GO): extracellular region; secretory granule
Molecular function (GO): neurohypophyseal hormone activity
Source: RefSeq, a predicted model, not a curated record
AUGGCAGAGCCUUCGCUGCCCCUCUCCUUCCUCUGCCUCCUCGCCUUGUCCUCCGCCUGCUACAUCCAGAACUGCCCCCGGGGCGGCAAGCGGGCCCUGACCGACACAGCCCUCCGACAGGCCCGCUGCGCCGCCCCCGCCAUCUGCUGCACCGCUGAAACCUGUGCGAUGGACGCCGGCUGCCUGGACGAGGGCAGCGGCGGGGCUCAGGAGGCGGCGGAGAAGAACCUGACGGUGCUGGACGGCUCGGCUGGAGAUCUGCUCCUCAAGCUGAUGCACUUGGCGAACCGGCAGCAGCAGGGCAAGCACCCCCUCCUCUGA